This is a messenger RNA of Cuculus canorus (common cuckoo), 1040 nucleotides long. RefSeq names its product C-factor. Lineage: Eukaryota; Metazoa; Chordata; Aves; Cuculiformes; Cuculidae. The coding region runs from base 159 to 941 and encodes 260 amino acids. The transcript is spliced from 6 exons. The record is from RefSeq and is a predicted model, not a curated record.
CAGGAACUGUGUCCUAGAGUUCAAAGAGCAGGAGAAGCUGCACCUAGAGCCAAGGGCUGGUGCAAGCCGGUGGGUGGAGUGGCCAGAGAAUAUGCUAUAAGGAAGCAUUAGGGAGCUGAGCAAACAGCACAAGCCGGGGUAAAGGGAGGAGAAGCAACAUGGGAGAGCUUUGCAUCCACUCCGUUUUGGUGACUGGGGCCAACCGGGGAAUUGGCCUGGGGCUUGUCCGGCACUUCUUGGGGAUGUCAAACCCACCCAAGUGGGUCUUUGCAGGUUGUCGAGACCCCAAGGGACAAAAAGCACAGGAGUUACAGAAUUUAGCCUCCAAGCACCCCAACCUGGUCAUCAUCCCGCUCGAAGUCACCGACCCCGCCAGCAUCAAGGCAGCUGCAGCCAGAGUCGAGGAACAGCUCGGGGGCUCAGGGCUGAACCUCCUUAUCAACAACGCUGGAAUUGCGAAGCCAAGCCCACUUGAUAAUGAGACGCUGGAGAACAUGACCUGUGUUUACACCACCAACACAGUUGCGCCCCUGCUGCUGAGCCAGGCGUUCCUGCCCCUGCUGAAGAAGGCUGCCCAGGGGAGCCCAGGCUCAGCGCUGAGCUGCAGCAAAGCAGCCAUCGUCAACAUGUCCAGCUCUGCGGGCUCCAUUGAGGAGGUCUAUUUAUGGGACUAUGGACAAGUGGUCUCCUACCGCUGCAGCAAGGCUGCUCUGAACAUGCUGACCAAGUGCCAGUCCCUGGGGUACCGGGAACACGGUGUCCUCUGCGUUGCUCUCCACCCAGGCUGGGUGCGAACCGACAUGACGGGUGGCUCAGAAUCACUAACGGCUCCCCUGACGGUGGAUGAAAGCGUACGAGGGAUGCUGAAGGUGCUCUCCUCCCUCUCUGAGAAGGAGACCGGCACCUUCCUGGACUGGGAAGGGAAGGUAGUGCCCUGGUGAGACACCAGCCCAGGAUCCUAGCGGCAGGUCCCUUUGCUGCUGCACUGACUUGUGCCUGUGUCUUAAUAAACUUGCAUCUGUAAACAAUAAAUAACUCUA